Eufriesea mexicana is the source of this 1212-nucleotide messenger RNA. Its product is annotated as gamma-soluble NSF attachment protein. The transcript is spliced from 8 exons. Gene Ontology annotation, biological process: intracellular protein transport. Gene Ontology annotation, cellular component: SNARE complex; vacuolar membrane. The record is from RefSeq and is a predicted model, not a curated record. NCBI's taxonomy places the organism in Eukaryota, Metazoa, Arthropoda, Insecta, Hymenoptera, Apidae. The coding region runs from base 154 to 1212 and encodes 352 amino acids. Gene Ontology annotation, molecular function: syntaxin binding; soluble NSF attachment protein activity.
GUCUAACAAUAUUUAGUUCACACAGAACGAAAUCUGUCGUCUGCACAGUAGUUUGAUAAGAAUCAUUGAAUAAAGAAAACUAAUUCUGAAAUUGACAGCUUUUGCAAUCAUUAAGUCGAGGGGCAAUUAAAGCAAAGCACCAUUCGGAGAAAAAUGUCAAAAAUCGAAGAAGGAAAUGUUCACAUACGACAAGCUGAGAAAAGCUUAAAAAGAUCAGUGUUAAAAUGGAGACCUGAUUUCGAAGUUGCAGCCGACGAGUACACGAGUGCAGCAACUUGCUUUAGAAUAGCAAAGUCUUAUCAACAGUGUAAAGAUUGCUUAAUGAAAGCUGCUAACUGUUAUAAAGAAAAUAGAUCAUGGUUUCAUGCUGCAAAGAGCAUUGAACAGGUUAUCUUAAUUUGCAAAGAGAUGGGAAAUCUUACAGAAGUACCAAAAUUAGCACAUAGUGCUUCCUCUUUGUAUCAAAUGCAUGGCUCACCUGAAUCAGGUGCAACUGUGCUUGAUAAAGCUGGCAAAAUGAUAGAAGCUACUCAACCACAAGAUGCAUUAGAACUUUUUAAACGUGCUGCUAACAUUGUUAUGGGUGAAGAUAGUCCAAGUCAGGGAGCAGAAUAUAUGAGUAAAGUAGCAAGAUUAUUAGUAAAAUUACAAAUGUAUGAUGAAGCAGCAGAUGCAAUUCGAAGAGAAAUUGGAAUGCAUCUACAGACAGAACAUAUAUCUUCUGUUGGUAGAUUAACAGUAGCAUUAGUACUGGUACAGUUAGCUCGAGGUGACCAGGUAGCAGCUGAGAAAGCUUUUAAGGAAUGGGGAAAUUGCUGUGAUGCUCCCGAGGUUAAUACAUUAGAAAUAUUAUUACAAGCAUAUGAUAAUGAAGAUGCAGAUGCUGCAAGAGCAGCAUUAAAUAACCCCUUUAUUAAACAUAUGGAUGUGGAAUAUGCUAAACUUGCUAGAGGAUUACGUCUGCCACAGCAAGAAUAUGCAUUACCUCCUUCAGGAGUAAGAGCAAAUGCAGCAGAAUCAUAUGUAUCUCCUAAUGCCUUAAAAUUAUUAGAAGAAACUAGAGAUGAAGUUGAAAAUAUGGGUAUUCAAGAAUCUGAAGAUGCUGCCAAAACAUCAUCUAAAGAUGUUGUUGAGAAAGAACAAGCCCAAGCAGCACCUUCAAAAAAUGUAGAAAAAGAGGAAGAAGAUGAAUAUGAAGGCGGACUGUGUUGA